Messenger RNA from Notolabrus celidotus (New Zealand spotty), 2504 nucleotides. Its product is annotated as claudin domain-containing protein 1-like. Bases 442 to 1191 code for a protein of 249 amino acids. Gene Ontology annotation, cellular component: membrane. The record is from RefSeq and is a predicted model, not a curated record. Lineage: Eukaryota; Metazoa; Chordata; Actinopteri; Labriformes; Labridae. The transcript is spliced from 5 exons.
ACAGCCUGGUCUCCGACUUCUGCAUGAAACAGUAGAAGAAGAAAUUAACGUCGAAGAAGAGAGCAGGCCUCCUGCUAGGGAAAAACCAUAAAGCAUCAAAUAAAACCUCUGCUUUUGGACGUUGUUUCAGCUCAGAGGUUGUGAACGCCUCUAUGUUUGGGUCACGGCUCAACAUAGAGCACAUGAGGAGCAACAUGAAUUAAUACAGUACAAGAUUUAUAUUAGACCCACACUGUCAUAUAUCUGACUUUAGCAGACAGAAAUGCAGUGGUGCCCAAACACCAAACGAAAAUAUCAGUUUUAAUCACACAACCAGGCUUUUUCACCCAGUGGAAGCCAAGCCUCUUGUAUAUAUAUAUAAACAUAUUUCUAUAUUUUUGUAUAAGAAAGAACUCUUACUGUGUAAAUACAGGUUGAAAACGAGCUGUCUCUAUAUCAACAAUGGUAGACAAUCGUUAUGCCACAGCUCUGGUCAUUGGCUCUGUGCUGAGCCUGCUGGCCACAGUCUACCUCUCUGUGGCUGUGGGAACUCAGCACUGGUACCAGUACAACAGCCCACCAUGGACCAAUGCCUCUGAGCUCAGAGACAAGUUCAUCAAUGGAGAGUUUGAUGAGAAGACCUACAGCGACCCCAUGUUCCGCCUUAACGGUACCCUGGGACUGUGGUGGAGGUGCAUCCUGGUACCUGGAGAGACGCACUGGUUCAGAGAGCCAGAUCCGAAGUUGGAGAUGCAGUGUUUGAGCUUCACUCUCCCUCAGCAAUUUAUUCCAAAGUACAGGUCUGAAGGAAACAACAACAACGAAGGCGAGGAAGAUCUGCUGAGAACAUACUUGUGGAGGUGCCAGUUUCUCCUGCCCUUGGUAUCCCUGGCUUUGGUGUUUCUGAGUGGCCUUGUAGGGGUUUGUGCCUGCCUAUGCCGCAGCUUCACCCCAACCUUGGGUGUGGGAGUGCUGCAUCUACUUGCAGGUCUGUGCACUCUGGGAAGCGUCUGCUGCUUCCUUGCUGGAAUAGACUUGUUCCACCGGUACUCCUUACCACCACCUAAAGGAGUGGAGAGCUCCCUGGGCUGGUCCCUCUACCUCGCACUCAUCUCCUUCCCUCUGCAGAUGAUGGCAGCUGCUUUGUUCCUGUGGGCGGCCAGGAGUCACCGCAAAAACUACACCCGGAUGACUGCUUACAGAGUGGCCUAAAGAGAGACUACAACAACGAGGUUACCUUUGAACCGCUUACUGAUCUGAUUUGUUUCUACAUAGUCUUGUUUCUGACUAGAAAAAGUAGAAAAAAAGUAUAUAAGUCAUAGAACUGUACUGGUUGCAAGUUUUCACUCUCUCUGUAAUAAUAUCAAAGUAGAUCAUAAUCAGAAAUACUUUUUGUCUUACACUUUUGACACAAUCACAUGGUAUCAGGUAUAGCAGGAAUAAACCAAACCAUUUUGCAGCUAAUCAUCAUAAGUGCUCGUAAAUAGGGGUUUCAUAUCUUUCAGUUGUGUUAUUUCACUCAUUUUAAGUGUGUCAGAUGUAUCGGAAAAGCAUGUUCUUUAUUGUUGUUUAGCCAGAAUACUACAAGUGACUUAUUUUUUUCUUGUGUGACCUCUGUUGCUGUGCAGUACUUUAUUUGCCUUCGUUUCAUUUGCCAUUGCUUCAAAAGCUGCUCAUCACCACAUUGACCUUAAAUCAUUUACAGAUUAUAAACUUGCACAAACUCAAGAUAUUUACUUAUCUAAGCCAGGAUAGCUUUCACUUUUAAGUGCAUGGAAAUAUUUCAAAAGCCCUCUUUUUUUUUUCUUUCUUUCUUUUGUUUUAUCCAAAACAAAAUCCAGCCUUUGCUGUGCAUGCCUUUUUAAAGCUUAUAUUUCCACCUGUGGUAAUACAUGAUCUCUGUGGUAUGUGUUUACUAAACAUCAAUCCUUAAACUGUAGCCACUGAUCUCCCCUAUGUUUAUAGGUCUAUGUUUAUUUAUGCAGUUACUUUGAAUGUAAAAAAAAAAUCUAUUUGAUUUGGUGCCACUCAAGAAAAACCUGUGAUCUCUUUGUAACAUUUCAAUUUUAAUGUUUAAGCCUAAAUUGUACUACUGCCAUUUUACGACUGUCGUAGUGAAGAAUCACUGUUUAAAGCUGCAGUACUUCAGGUGAUUUUCUUAUCUGGGUUGUUCAGUUUCAUCAAUAACUCAACUGAGCUGAUUGAUGGCCAAAUAAGUGUGACGAUUAUUUUAUGGUUCUCCUCAAUAUUCUAGAGUGAAAGAGUCUAGUAUUUUAAUCCUAAUUGAAUUUUAAAAAACCUCACUUAAAAAUACACAAUUAACUUUCAUGACAUCAAACAUCUACAGAGUGGUGUAAUGAAUUUCCUACUUCAUAGCACCAAAAACUAAAUUGUGAUGUUUUUGUGUCACAAUGUGGUUUUUUUUACAUGUAUGUUGUGUAUACACUCUGGCUUUUGUAAAUGUUUGUAUGUAUUCUGAAGCACACUGUACUUGUUUCUGUAAAUAUAAAUUUUUCAUUUGCUGA